Aspergillus oryzae RIB40 is the source of this 402-nucleotide messenger RNA. RefSeq lists its product as uncharacterized. The transcript has a single exon. Gene Ontology annotation, cellular component: endoplasmic reticulum membrane. The record is from RefSeq and is a predicted model, not a curated record. Gene Ontology annotation, biological process: triglyceride biosynthetic process. Bases 1 to 402 code for a protein of 133 amino acids. Lineage: Eukaryota; Fungi; Ascomycota; Eurotiomycetes; Eurotiales; Aspergillaceae. Gene Ontology annotation, molecular function: diacylglycerol O-acyltransferase activity.
AUGGAGGUCGUGAUCAAAAUCCGCAAGGGUUUUAUCCGAGUCGCCGUGGAAACUGGCGCCGACAUCGUGCCGGUGGUCGCCUUUGGGGAGAACGAGAUCUUCGACCGCGUGGACGUCACAUCCAGAUCUGUGCUCCGCAUCGCUGCGCGGGUGUGGGAAUGGUUUGUUGGCCACAAAGUGGCAUUCUCCAUUGGCCGGUUUAACAUCUUCUGCCCUUAUCGUAAGCCGUUGAAUGUGGUCGUGGGCAAUCCCAUUCCUGUCACUCAACAACGAUGGGACCCCGAUGAGAAAUAUAUCGAUCAGUUACACCAGCAAUACAUGAGAGAGUUAGAGAGGCUAUGGGAUAGUUGGAAGGACACCUUUGGGACUGAUAAAUCCGUGAAGUUUGAGGUGGUGGAAUAA